AUGAGCUCGGUGCGUGUACGACUUAUCACGAGAGACGACUCUCUCAAAGUGGAUGAUAGUCCCCUGUAUGUACCUGUUGAUCUCAAAAGGUACGGUCUGAGUGAGGUGGUCAACCAGCUUCUCAGCACCGAAACCCCAAUUCCUUUUGAUUUCGUUAUCGAUGGAAAACUUCUCAGAAGCAGUCUGGACAAGUACUUGACAGAGCAGGGCUUGUCCACUGAAUCUGUUUUGACCGUUGAGUAUGUCCGUUCAGUCUUGCCGCCGACAUUUGUAUCUUCUUUUGCCCACGACGACUGGGUUUCUAGUGUCGACAUUAACGAUGCCAGCCAGAAAAUUGUCACUGGUUCGUAUGACGGUGUUGUUAGAUUAUGGGACUUUAGUGGAAACGUCACAGACCAGCUGGCUGGUCAUACUGGCGCUGUUAAAUCCAUCCAGUGGGUGUCCGAUAGCCACCUGGUUUCGGCUGGUGCUGACCGGAACCUCUGUCUCUGGAAAUUGGGCGACGAAAAGGCCAAGAUUGCUUGUAUUUUCCAGGGUCACACCGGACCUGUCAAUUCGACUUGUACUCUUGCGUCUGGCAAGAUUAUCAGCGGUAGUUCUGAUGGAACGCUCAAGGUCUGGUCGACUCGGGUUAAAGAGCUGCCCGAAGCUCCCGAGGCCCCCACUUCAACCUUCACAUCCACCAAGAAGCGCCGGAAGCUUGCAGAGCAAGCGCUCAUUUCACAGCGGGUUCGUGGCUCUCUAGCUACUCUUGAGGGCCACACCGCUCCGGUUACUGGCUUAGCAGCGCACUCUUCCGACGCCAAUGUGGUUUACUCUGUGUCUGAAGACCACACCCUGCGCACCUGGGAUCUCGUUACCGACCGCCUAAUCGACACCAAGGCCACUGCCUUCUCUCUUCUCUCGGUUGCCAACAUGGGCCCGACUACCUCGCUUAUCGCAUGCGGGUCAUCUGCACGACACAUUUCGUUGAUUGAUCCUCGCACAAAAACUACUACGUCUCAAGCACAACUAAUCGGUCACCGCAAUUUCGUUGUCGACUUGGCGGUCUCUCCAAACAACCCAUAUAUGCUGGCGUCUGCUUCUCAUGACGGUACUACCCGGUUGUGGGAUGUGCGGGCCAACAAAAGCAUGUACACCGUUGCCCGCAACGCUAAAGAAGACAACGACGUGUACUGCGUCGCAUGGAAAAGUGUACUGGCUGCUGGAGGCAAAGACAAGAAACUGGAAAUCACGCAGGUGCCGAAUUCUGAGCUGGCUGCCUAA
Molecule: messenger RNA, 1266 nt
Organism: Wickerhamiella sorbophila
Lineage: Eukaryota; Fungi; Ascomycota; Dipodascomycetes; Dipodascales; Trichomonascaceae
Product: Ribosome biogenesis protein YTM1
Exons: 1
Coding region: 1-1266 (421 amino acids)
Biological process (GO): ribosome biogenesis
Cellular component (GO): preribosome, large subunit precursor
Molecular function (GO): protein binding
Source: RefSeq, a predicted model, not a curated record